AUGUCACAUAAUUUUGAAGAUAGAAGUGUUAAUAAUCUUUUAAAAGAGAUAGAUGAUCUAAUUAAUAGAAUGGGAGAUUAGAAUGAAAGUUACAAAAGUGAUAAUUCUUUUAAAGAUUAAUUAAGAUAGACAGGUCGAUUUGUAGUGGACAAUGAAUAGCCAUGUGAUGUACCUAAGAAAUUUAGCAUGUCGAUACCUAAAAAACAAAAUAAUUCUUAAUAAAAGAAAGUUACUAUUGUUGCUGAGAAGAAAUCAUCAUCAUCUUCAUCUUCCUCUUCAGAUGAAGAAUAUCAAGUGAAUAAAAAGAAGAAAUUUAAAAAAGAUUAAUAAAAGCAAUAAUCUAAAUAUAGUCCAAAUAAAGCAAAAUGGAAUGGAUCAUAAUGCUCUUAUAGAUCUAAAGCUAAAUCAAAUAUUAAAUGUGAAACUCAAUCUUAAUUAUCAUAAUUAAAAACUUAAUAAUCUUAAUUACUUGUAUAACCUGUCAAAGAUGUAUUUUGUUUAAUAUGUGAAGAAUUUAUUCCCAUUGAUAUAGUUAAUAUUCAUAUGACAGAUUGUUAAUAAAUUUCUAAUGGUUGUGAUGAAGAUUAAAUAUUAAAAUUAAAAUUAGAAAAUUAUAAAAAACUUUUAAGUUUAAGAUUUGAAGCAAGCAGUGAUGAAAAUGUUAAAUAAUUGAUUGAACUAUUGUAUAACUGUACUUAAUAAAUUCUUGAUGUAUCAGAUUAAUAUUAGCUAUCUUAAAUUAUUGAAGAUUUAUAUGUCUUGAAAACAUAAUUAAAUUAAAAUAGUAAUUAUGAAUCAUAUACUAAGUCUAGCUAAAGCCUAUCAUGUCUUGACAGUGGCUUAAAAAAUUUAAGAAAUAGCUAAUAGAAAAAUGUAAGUUCUUAUUUCAGAAUAAGAAAAACAUUCAGAAGUUAGAGAAAUAUCACAUUAAAAUAAAAUUAAUUUCUAGAAAUAAGAAUAAUUCAUUGAGUAUAUUAUUAUAUUGAUUAUUUAUUAGUCGUCAAACAGUUAUUAGUUAUGCUACUAAUACUACUUCUAAAAAAAGAUUAUUUGAAUCACCAUCAUUUUAACAUAUGCCCAAAUAAUUGGUCAAAAUAUCUAGUAUUAAUACAAAGCCUAUCUCACAAGUUUAAAUUUAAACUAAAUCACCUGUAAGAUAAGAUUAAAUGAAUUAAAAAAAUGGUAUUGAAUUUGGAAAUAAUUAUGAUUCUUAAAAAAAGAGAUCUUACAUUUAAUUAUCUAAUUCUAAGAAUUAAUCUAAAAUUCAGACAAUUUAAAAUCAAUAAGAGAACAAUAAUAGAGAAUCUGAACCUACUGUUAUUUCUAAAAUUUAAUCAUAUAUUUCAAAUGUGAAAGGCAAAUUCUCAAAUGAAAAUGAAUUAAUAAAAAAAAAGUUCUUUCUUUAAGCAUGCAAAUGUAAAGAUAAAUUUCCUGUAAAUCAUCCUGCAUAAAAUAUAUUAAUAUCUGAAAUGUUUAAUCAAAGUUAAAGAUAAUAAAUUCCAGAAAAUGAAUGGGAAGUAUGGAUUUGUAAUGUUCUUUAAAAUGCUUGA
Messenger RNA from Paramecium pentaurelia, 1550 nucleotides. The record is from the annotation of a GenBank genome assembly. NCBI's taxonomy places the organism in Eukaryota, Ciliophora, Oligohymenophorea, Peniculida, Parameciidae.